Guillardia theta CCMP2712 is the source of this 1545-nucleotide messenger RNA. RefSeq lists its product as hypothetical. Gene Ontology annotation, molecular function: orotate phosphoribosyltransferase activity; orotidine-5'-phosphate decarboxylase activity. Lineage: Eukaryota; Cryptophyceae; Pyrenomonadales; Geminigeraceae. The transcript has 16 exons. The coding region runs from base 1 to 1545 and encodes 514 amino acids. Gene Ontology annotation, biological process: 'de novo' UMP biosynthetic process; 'de novo' pyrimidine nucleobase biosynthetic process. The record is from RefSeq and is a predicted model, not a curated record.
AUGGCAGCUGCAACAGAAGAAAUCAAGAACCUGGUCGUCGGGCUGUAUGAAGUUGGAGCAGUCAAGUUCGGCGAGUUCAAACUCAAGAGCGGCAUCAUGUCGCCUGUUUACUUCGACCUGAGAGUCACCGUCUCCUACCCAGCUCUCCUCCAGCAGAUCGCGAAGCAGCUCUGGGAGAUAAGCAAAGAUGCACAGCACGAUGUACUCUGCGGUGUACCUUACACCGCCCUUCCUUUCGCUACCGCAAUGUCCAUCAUGAACGGGAAGCCAAUGGUGGUGAGGAGGAAGGAGGCGAAGGACUAUGGUACCAAGAAGAUGGUUGAGGGAGUCUUCUCGCGCGGCUGCAAGUGUCUCGUGGUGGAGGAUGUGGUGACGAGCGGCGCGAGCGUCAUGGAGACGGCACGAUCGCUGCGAGAGGAAGGCCUGGACGUGAUAGACGCAGUCGUCCUGCUGGAUAGAGAGCAGGGAGGACCCGACAGGAUCAAAGGGGAGGGCGUGACCCUUCGCUCGGUCUGCUUGCGGCAGAGGAGAGAAGGAGAGUCUGACAUGGACCAGGUGCUGACAGUGAGCACCUUCAUUGCGGUGCUGCAAGAGAAGAACCUCCUUGACGAGGCGACAUCAGUCGCGAAGAUGAGCUACGGCGAACGCGCAGGAAUGGCCGACAGCAACAUGGCAAAGGAGCUGCUGACGCUGAUGGAGAGCAAGCAAACGAACUUGUCAGUGGCAGCUGAUGUCAACACCUGUGCUGAGGUGCUGCAGCUGGCAGAGGCGGUUGGCCCGCACAUCUGCCUCUUCAAGACGCACGUGGACGUUCUCGCUGACUUCUCUCUCGCUUUCACCCUCGAGCUUCAGAAGAUUGCAGACAAGCAUAGGUUCCUCAUCUUCGAGGAUAGAAAGUUCGCUGACAUUGGCAACACCGUGGCAAUGCAGUAUGGGGGGGGCGUCUACCGCAUUGCCGACUGGUCGCACAUCACAAACGCUCAUACCGUACCUGGACCAGGAAUCAUAGACGGCCUCGCUCAGGUCGGCAAGCCCAAGGGACGGGGUCUGCUAUUGCUGGGUCAGAUGUCCUCCUCUGGGACACUAGCGGAUGGCGAGUACACCAAGAAGACUGUAGAGAUGGCCGUCGCGCGACGAGACUUUUGUAUUGGUUUCAUUUGCACCAGCCGGCUCAGCGAGGACCCGUCAAUGAUCCACAUGACACCCGGCGUCCAAUUGGAGGAGGGAACAGACUCGCUCGGCCAGCGCUACCUCACACCAGAGGUAGUCAUCGGUGAGAGGACCAGCGACGUCAUCAUAGUCGGGCGAGGCAUCUACAAGGCCUCUGAUCCAGCAGCUGCUGCUCUGCAAUACAAGCAACGAGGAUGGGCAGGUAGGGACGAGGCUAAGAAAGGGGAAGGGAAAGGGCGGAGGAGAAGCAAGAGCGAACUCGGGGGGGGGGAGGAGGGGGACAAGGUUGUUCGAAGAAGCAGCAAGGGAUGCGGGGUGAGCAGGAGUACAUGUUUGCUGACGUUGAAGACAGCCUACACGACGAGGUUGGCGUAA